AGAAUAAUCAGCCUGGAUUGAUCUCAGCUUUCAUAAAACAAUCACAGUUCAUUCAUUCAUUGAUUCAUCACGUUGCUCUUUCACCAGCUCAACUUUAACGUUAAAGAGGAACCUGAUUGACGAUCGGCCCAAAACAUGCUGUUGUGUUCAAUGUCCCCUCCAGAAGGCUGCCAGGAUGAGAUGGACCCCCCACGUUUUACUUUCAAUCCAAAGGAAGGGAUCGACAACCCGGCUCUGGUGGUCGGAGAUGAUCCCGAGCCUCAGGGCCUCGGGCCACGCCUGUGCCACCUGAAGCGGCUGGAGGGCCAGACCUUUGGCUUCGUACUGUGGUCGGUCCAGGGCGGCCGGGUGGACUGGGACCUGGAGGACUGGGGCCUGGGGGACCGGGGCCUUGGGGACCGGGGCCUUGGGGACCGGGGCCUGGAGGUCCGGGAUGUGGAGCCGUGGAGCCCCGCGCAGCGCGGAGGUCUCCGGGACCAGGACCGGGUCCUGGAGGUCAACGAGGAGUUUGUGCACAACGUGGACCUCCGCAGGGUGGUGAGGAGGAUCCAGUCUUGUGGGCUCCACCUGGUCCUGCUGGUGUUGAGGCGGGACCAGUAUGAAGAGGUCGUGUCGAUGGGUCUGGACCUGCAGGCGCUGGCCAGGUCCUCCAAAGGGGCCGGCUGGUCGAGACCCAGGCUGUGUCACGUGGGCAGACACCCGGAGCUCGGCCUGGGGAUGACCGUCGCCCCGCUGCAAGGUCCGAGGGGCCGGUUCACCGUGGACACGGUGGCCGGCGGCGCGGCGGAGGAAGCCGGCGUCCUGUCGGGAGACCGCCUGAUCUGGAUCGACGGGGUCCCGGCGUCCGCGCUGACGCAGUCCACCCUCAACAGAACCGUGAAGCGGGGCGUGGCCUCGGUGACGGUGCUGGUCAUCGACGGUGAGGGCGAGUCCUGCAGCGCCAGGAGGAGGACGCCCGUCCUGCCCGCGGCGGCGCAGUGCCGCGGCCUGCCGCACGCGGCCAGGACCAUGCGCCUGGUCAAAGGUCGCGACGGGUACGGCUUCCUGCUGAGGCAGGAGAAGCUGGCCGCCUCGAAGAGGACAGUGCACGUGCUCCGGGAGGUGGAUGAAGGGAGUCCAGCGGAGGCCAUGGGGAUGCGGGACGGGGACCUGCUGCUGGCCGUCAACGGGGCUCCUGUGGAGGCUCUGGAGCACGACCACAUCGUGCAGGAGAUCCGGCGCAGCGGAGACCGGGUCUCGCUCACCUCCAUGUCGAUGUCCGGGAGAGACUUCUACCGACAGUUGGAUAUUUCUCCCCUGUUGUUCCACGAGGAGCGGGACCCGGAUGAGAGGAACCAGAACCAGAACCAGGGGGAACCCCCUGAGACGGACAGGUCCGGGAUCAGUCAGGAACUUUAACCUCUUUUUAAGGUAUAAUAUUCAUGGCAUCAUCUAAACUGAACUUUGUAUUUGUUUUGUGUCACUUUACACAUAAAAGACUAAAUAAAUAAAUGAUAUGUCCAAUAGCAAAUCCCCAUGUGAAGAGUUCCCGUCUGUCUCUGGGAUUAUGACCUCAUUGUGACUCAAUAACUUCAUCACGUUGUAUGAUUUGUGUUUUCCAGCCGAAGAGGAGUUCGAUGCUUUGAAACAAAGUUGUGCUAUUUCUUUGAUUUAUUUUAAAUCGUGUGUGUGUGUGUGUG
Molecule: messenger RNA, 1679 nt
Organism: Cyclopterus lumpus (lumpfish)
Lineage: Eukaryota; Metazoa; Chordata; Actinopteri; Perciformes; Cyclopteridae
Product: Na(+)/H(+) exchange regulatory cofactor NHE-RF3-like
Exons: 11
Coding region: 136-1398 (420 amino acids)
Biological process (GO): protein localization to plasma membrane
Cellular component (GO): apical plasma membrane
Molecular function (GO): signaling receptor binding; protein-membrane adaptor activity
Source: RefSeq, a predicted model, not a curated record